Messenger RNA from Fundulus heteroclitus (mummichog), 5258 nucleotides. Its product is annotated as TBC1 domain family member 12-like. The transcript is spliced from 13 exons. The coding region runs from base 169 to 2562 and encodes 797 amino acids. The record is from RefSeq and is a predicted model, not a curated record. NCBI's taxonomy places the organism in Eukaryota, Metazoa, Chordata, Actinopteri, Cyprinodontiformes, Fundulidae.
GGCAUGAGCCCGGUAGGCUCGCCCAGACCCCGGUAACCCUGCGGCGUCUCCCCGGUUAAGAUGGUAGCCGGAUCCCCGGAGAACAACAGAAGCUGCUGCGGAGUUCGGCCCACCGAGCCGGAGGACCUCAGGGCCGGGGCCGGGGCGCCUGCGGCGGACUGAGGGCCCAUGGAAACGCCGAAGGAGGACGGAGGCUCGGUUUCUGUGGACCUGAACGAAAACGAAGACGGGCCGGCGGGUUCGGCGGAGAAAGCGGGGCGCAGGACCCAGAAGGAGCGCAGCGGGGGUCAGGCGGCCCGCAGGACCCGGGAUCCGCUGGACCUGAACGGGAGGAAUGCCGCCAGGGACCCGGAGAUCAUGCUGCUGGCUGCGGAGGACGGGUACCCCUCCGGACCGCCGGUGCCGGAGCUUUACGGCGGUCUGAACGGAUUUCCCGAGCCGCCGCUGGACGCAGGAGAGGCGGGAGGAGGAGGAGAACCGGCCGGGCUCCAGGUUCUGGUGUCUGCGGAGGAAGGAGAGCUCCAGGACCGCUCCGUGACUUCUCCUCCCCGCGAACAGCCCCCAUGUCCGGGGAGGCUGCAGGCGGGCCGCCCGGGGGUAAACAUGCCCAACGGCGGGGCGGACCUGCCGGUUCUGGACCAGAGACUGGGCCGGUGGGACCUGGACGGGCAGGGGGGGAAAGUGGCCAACGGCGGGGUCCACAUGUUGGGUUCCGGUUCUGAGUGGCCCGGUUCCGAUUACUUCCCUGCGAACAGAGACACUGACCCGGGCUCCGGGCGGAACCGGCCUCCCAGCACGGCUGACCCCACCCGGGACUCCCCCAGCCCAGAACCGAGGUCCGGUCCCCCGUCUCCCUGCCCCUCCAGUCCGCUGUGGGAGCCCAGCGCCCGGCAGGAGGACCAGGAGGCCCCCGGUGACCCCUGGGGGCCCGGUGACCCCUGGGGGCCCGGCAGGCCGCAGAGCCUCCGGACCCAGCCCAGCGGCGCCGUGUCCCUCAGCUGUGACGCCACGCCGCUGUCCCCUGCAGAGGACGGGGGCUUUUACCUGGAGCCCCCGGCGGCGGUUCUGGAGGCCGGCCGCAGGCAGAGCGCCCCGGAUAAACUGGGCCAGGAGCCCGGGGGCCCGGAGCUCCACGUCAUGCCCAAGAGGUUCGGCAUCGCUGAGUUCUUCACCAGGAGCCUGUUUGCUAGGAAACCCAAAGAGUCCAAGGCAGCGUCCCACAAUGCAACGGGGUGGCGCCUCUUUACCAAGACAGACGGCAGAGAGGAGGAUGCCAGACCAGAGGCGGCGUGCUCAACGGCUCCUCAGCAGCAGGAGGACGAGCAGAAGGACUCGUGUCCACAGCGCCCCCCGGUGGCGGCAGCGAGGAGGAAGAACCUGGAGUUUGAGCCUCUGUCCACCACAGCCCUGAUCCUGGAGGACCGGCCGUCGAACCUGCCGGCCAAGUCUGAGGAGGAGACGCAGCGGCACAAGCAGGAGUACGAGGAGAUGGUGGCAGGAGCCAAGAGGAGAGAGAUGAAGGAAGCCCAGAAGAAGAAGCGUCAGAUGAAGGAGAGACACCGGCAGGAGGACAGCAUCUCCAGCGCCAUGGUGACCUGGAACAGCGAGAUCCUGCCGCACUGGGACUCCAUGAAGGGGACGAGGCGGGUCAGGGAGCUGUGGUGGCAGGGACUUCCCCCCGGGGUGCGAGGCCGGGUGUGGAGCCUGGCCAUCGGGAACGAGCUCAACAUCACGCCAGAGCUGUAUGAAAUCUUCCUGUCCAGAGCCAAGGAGAAGUGGAGGAGCUACAGCGAGACCAGCUCGGUCAACGACAACGAGAGCGACGGAGGAGCUUCGCUGGCCGACAGGGAGUCCAGUCUGGACCUCAUCAAGCUGGACAUCUCCAGAACCUUCCCGUCUCUCUUCAUCUUCCAGAAGGGCGGUCCCUACCACGACCUGCUGCACAGCGUGCUGGGAGCGUACACCUGCUACCGACCCGACAUCGGCUACGUCCAGGGGAUGUCGUUCAUCGCUGCGGUUCUGAUCCUGAACCUGGAGGAGGCCGAAGCCUUCAUCACCUUCGCCAACCUGCUGAACAAACCCUGCCAGAUGGCCUUCUUCAGAGUGGACCACGAUCUGAUGCUGAAGUACUUCACAGCCUUUGAGAUCUUCUUUGAGGAGAACCUGCCGCAGCUCUUCAGCCACUUCCAGACCAACAGCCUGACCCCUGACCUCUACCUGAUCGACUGGAUCUUCACGCUGUACAGCAAGUCGCUGCCUCUGGACGUGGCGUGCCGGGUGUGGGACGUGUUCUGCAGAGACGGUGAGGAGAGUCUGUUCCGGACCGGGCUGGGCAUCCUGCGGCUGUUCGAGGACGUCCUCAUGCAGAUGGACUUCAUCCACAUCGCUCAGUUCCUGACGCGCCUGCCCGACGACCUGCAGCCGCAGACGCUCUUUACGGCCAUGGCCAACACGCACAUGAUCAGCCGGAACCGCCGCUGGGCUCAGGUGUUCUCUGCCGUGAUGAAGGAUGGAAACGGGAAGGAGGCGGAGAAAGCCGGCAGCCCGGCCCUGAGGAGCUAACGCUGCGUUCCAACGCCGUGAAGCUGGACGCUGAAGCCAGAGACCCUUCUGUGGGGGAAACGAGCCGCCAGAACCCGGGUCAUUGGAACCCACCCACGGUUUUCCUGCAGAGGAAUCUAUAGGUUCCUGGAUCUAUAGGUUCCUGGAUCUAUAGGUUCCUGGAUCUAUAGGUUCCUGGGUGUAUAGGUCCCUGGGUGUAUAGGUCCCUGGAUCUCUAGGUCCCUGGAUCUAUAGGUUGCUGGAUCUAUAAAUUCCUGGCUCUAUAGGUUCCUGGAUCUAUAGGUUCCCGAAUCUAUAAAUUCCUGGCUCUAUAGGUCUCUGGGUGUAUUGGUUCCUGGAUCUAUAGGUCCCUGGAUCUAUAGAUUCCUGGAUCUAUAGGUCCCUGGAUCUAUAGGUCCCUGGAUCUAUAGGUUCCUGGAUCUAUAAAUUCCUGGCUCUAUAGGUUCCUGGAUCUAUAGGUUCCCGAAUCUAUAAAUUCCUGGCUCUAUAGGUCCCUGGAUCUAUAGAUUCCCGGAUCUAUAGGUCCCUGGAUCUAUAGAUUCCUGAAUACAUAGGUCCCCGGAUCUAUAGGUUCCUGGAUUUAAAGGUUUCUGGAUCUAUAGAUUCCUGAAUCUAUAGGUCCCUGGAUCCAUAAGUUCCUGGAUCUAUAGGUCCCUGGAUCCAUAUGUUCAUGGAUAUAUAGGUUCCUGGAUCUAUAAAUUCCUGGCUCUAUAGGUCUUUGGGUGUAUAGGUCCCUGUAUUUAUAGGUUCUGAGAUUCCUGGAUCUAAAGAUUCCCACAUCUAUUGAUUCCUGGAUCUGCUGCUCAGAAGUUUAAAGCCUAAAAGUAUUUCUUCCAGUCAGUCGGGGGUUGUAGUCGCGGCUGCUGGUGAGAUGAAGGAUUCAGAGACAUGAACUCGUUCAGCCGGCGGGGCUUGUUGGGUGCAGGUUCCCCCUCAGAGCACUUUAUCCCUGCAGCUCUGGAGCCUGACAGAGAGGAGCCUCCUGACGGGUCGCUCCGGUUCUGUUCAGCCAAAUGACCAGGCUGCAGAGUCGGGUUAGUUUUUAGUUUUUUUGUAUCAGCUGAAACUGGUCCAGCUGCUGGUCCCUGACGGCUGGAGCUGCUUCCUGUCGUGGUUAAACACUAGAAGCUGCAGCAGCCGGUCCGUCUGCAGGGAUUCACCUGCAGCCUCUAGGAACCGGUCCUGAUGCAGCAGCUGAGGCUGAAACCGCAGAAUAAACGUGUUCAGUGUUGGUUUCAGCGUCUAAUAAUGCAUCUUAUCCAAAUAAUGUCCCAGACCCACAAGGUCCGUUCCCUGAGCUGACCCCAGAUCAGCAGGUUCCGACUCGGGGAGUUUCCAUUAAUCUAAACUGCUUCCUGUGUCAGAGGAGCUGCAGCGCCGUUGUUUCUGGUCGGGUCCAGAGACCCGGCGGUUCUGCCAGGAGGGACGUUCUGGUGGACAGUAAGGCCCGAUUCUAAAGGACGGCUGGAUGGACCGUCUGGUCGGGUCGUAGCAGGACCCGAUCGACCCGUUGGGGGAAGUCUAUGUCGACGCAGAGAUCCGGUUCUUUCAGGGUUCCUAAACCUUUAUACCUGAACCCGAAUGGACCGGUUAACCAGAACAUGGGUCAGGCUUUGCUAUCCGACCCAACGCUGCUGAUGGCGGCUCUUUCCAGGUCGGGUCCGGUCCGGGUCUCAGUCCUCAGAUGGUGGAUCUUUGCUUCACGGGUCCGUCUGGGUUCUUAGGGUCCAGAACGUAGAUCCGGACCUAAAGAUCUACAGUAGAAGAAGCUGAACGGGCUGACAGAACCACCGGAUCCACCGUGAGCUGGAACCAGGAACCUUUGGGUCUGAGCGGACAGGACUUUGGUUCUUUUGGGUUUAUGUAUCAACAUUUAGGCCAGUGGGUUCCUGUUCUGGUCUGAUGUUCUGAGAACAUCUCUGGUCUUUAUCUGACCCGACCAGCACCAGGGGAACGUUAAAGGUCCAGUACUUCCAGAACCUCUGCGUGUGUAUAGGAGCGGCUAACGGUUCUGAUUCUGCUCUACCAGAACCUCGUGUUCUCCGCUGCAGCUGGAGAACACAAGUUCUCCAGCUGCAACUCGACCAAAGUCUUGAUCAGGCGCUUCACAGUGAAUGUUUUACGACGAGGUUCUGGACGGGCCCGGUUCUCGCUGGUUUCUGGGUCCCUGCUCUUUAACAAAGACACUAAGUGAGCCAGCCGGUACCAGAUGGUACCAGACGGUACCAGGCAGAACCAGGCAGCGCCAGGCGCCACCAACACUCCUACGUUUGAUGCUUUAAAGUGUUAAAGACUGGGUCCGGUCUGCAAAGUGUUAAAUUAUUGUUUUAAAUUAUUCACAUGAAAUAAAACUUGCUGAGUGGCGUUUUUUUGGAUGAGAUCAAAGAUUUUCUACCGAUUAGAGAGGAACCGGUCCCAGAUCAGUCUGUGUCCCGCCAGGAGAACCGGGUCCAGUCCGGUUCUGGUCUCUGCUUACAGGAUGUUCUAAGCGUCUCCACGUCGGCUUCAAACUAUUCCAGAAACAUGUUUUAUUAUUUAAACCUAUAGCUCUUUUAUUUUAUUUAGCUUCUGUUUAAUGUCAGUGUUUGGCUUUUUUCCCAUAAUGCCUUACUGCCCGUGUAAAUAAUCUGUAAAAAUCUUCUUUUUCAUAUGACAACCACUAGUUUAACGUGUAAAUAAACAUCUAAGCAACGUCA